Linum trigynum is the source of this 2738-nucleotide messenger RNA. The record is from the annotation of a GenBank genome assembly. Lineage: Eukaryota; Viridiplantae; Streptophyta; Magnoliopsida; Malpighiales; Linaceae.
CUGAGGGGUAGACUCGAUAUUUCACAUUAAUUUUUUUUACCAUCGCAGUAAAUAAAUCCAACUAAAUUUUACCUCCGGGUUCCCCUUUUUCUCAGUGCUUUGCCAUUUUCGGGUAUCCUUCCAAUUUCCUCCCAUUUCUUUUUCAAUUUUUAAUUAUUCUUUUGCAGUAAAUUCCAGCUCACUCCCCCCGUACUCUACAAAACUCGCCCAAUAGAAGAACAAAUGGGCGCCUUUCCGUCUCCUCCCCUCUCACGCCAUUUUCCCAAUCCGCCAUUGUUGCGAGAACAACCUUCUUUCACUCACUCCCUCUCCGUGAAAAGCGCCAUUCUCCAAACACGGACCAGAUUUUUCUCUACUCUCUUCUUCUUCCUUGAUUUUUUCUUCCGCUUGUUGACCAUGAGCUGGGACGUCACCGGCGGCAGGGGCGGCGGCGGAGGAGGAGGGGGCCGAGGUCGUCUGCCUAGUGGCAACUACGUCCUUCCGCACCUCCGAAACGGUCCGGUUGCGAAUCCCUACAAUGCUACCUACGGCUAUUCGCCUUAUUCAGCAGUUUACAAUGCUCCUUCUCCUGUGUACGGUCAGUACGGCGGCGGGGGCGGGUAUGUACUCGGCCAGCAGGAUUUCUCCCCUCGCGGCCGUGGCCGCCGCGGUAGAGGAAGGGGAGGUGGAGGACGCGGUCAGCGGCUUGGAGAGUACGGAUCGUCCUCUUCGUCAUCGUUUGCUGAUGCGAUUGCGGAGAAAUUCGACGAGCUGGAGGUGCUCGACGAGGAGGAAGCCGGCGGCGGCGGGGGAGGAGGGGGAAUCAACUUCGAAGCUUACAACGACAUCCCGGUGAAGGCGACGGGGUCCGAGGUGCCUCCGCCGGUGGAGAGGUUCGACGAGAUUGAUUUGGGGGAAGGCCUGAUGCAGAACAUCCAGAGAUGCAAGUACGUGAAGCCGACUCCGAUCCAGAAGCACGCCAUCCCCAUUGCGGUCGCCGGGCGGGACCUGAUGGCCUGCGCUCAAACUGGGUCUGGCAAAACCGCCGCGUUCUGCUUCCCGAUCAUUUCGACGAUUUUGAAGAACGGGUUGAGUUCGGGUCAGUCGGGUCGGGGUGGGACCCGGAUGAUGGCCCAGCCAUCUGCUCUUAUAUUGUCCCCUACCAGGGAAUUGUCCUGUCAGAUUCACGAGGAGGCCAAGAAGUUUGCCUUCAAGACUGGAGUGAAGAUCGUUGUUGCUUAUGGAGGCGCACCGAUUCAACAGCAGCUUUACAAUUUGGAGAAGGGUGUUGACAUCUUGGUGGCAACACCAGGGCGUUUAGCUGACAUGAUUGAUAGAGGCAGAGUGUCUCUGAAGAUGAUCAAACACCUGGCUUUAGAUGAAGCCGAUAGAAUGCUUGAUAUGGGAUUUGAGCCUCAGAUCAGGAAGAUAGUUCAGCAGAUGGGGAUGCCUCCACCUGGUCAAAGGCAGACUAUGCUCUUCAGUGCAACAUUCCCUGAUGAGAUACAGAGACUUGCAUCCGAUUUUCUCAACGAUUACAUCUUUCUAUCCGUUGGGAGAGUUGGUUCCAGUACUGGGUUGAUCUCUCAAAAGGUCGAGCUUGUUCAGGAUAUGGAUAAGAGGUCACACGUCAUGAAACUCCUCCAUGGCCAGAAAGCAAACGGCAAGCGCGAUUUGACACUGGUGUUUACUGAGACAAAGAAAGGAGCAGAUGCCUUGGAGUACUACCUGUGCAAGAGUGGCCUUCCAGCCAUAGCCAUUCAUGGCGACAAAGUCCAAAUGGAGAGGGAAAGAGCUUUGAGAUCAUUCAAAGCCGGCGUUACUCCAAUCCUGGUCGCAACCGACGUGGCAUCAAGAGGCCUGGACAUCCCCAACGUCUCCCACGUCAUCAACUACGACAUGCCAAAGGACAUAGACGACUACGUGCACCGAAUCGGCCGAACAGGGCGAGCGGGCAAGUCAGGACUGGCGACAGCAUUCUUCAGCGAGCAGAACAUGUCACUGGCGAAGCCAUUGGUUGAGCUCAUGAAGGAGUCGAACCAGGAGGUCCCUCCUUGGCUGAGCGAAUACGCCAAGAACUCCUCGAACACCUACACCGGCGGCGGCAGAUACAGACGAUAUGGCGGUGGUGGUGGUGGGAGCAGACAUGGUGGGUAUGACUUCCGCAAUGACUAUUCCGGCGGUGGAUAUGGCGGGGGAAGCUAUGGUGGUUACGAGUCAGGUUCUUACUAUGGAGAGAACGGUUAUGGAGGUUACAUCGCUCCGCCUGCUGGUUCUGGUGCCGGCGGUGGUGGUGGUGGAUACGAGCUUGGGACUGAAGCUGUGGUGGCGAGUGGCUGGGAUAUGUAGAAGAUGGAAGAGUGGGGGUUUUACCGUUUUACUAUCAUUAGUUACUAUCUAUAAUUAGGCGAGAACGAAACGAUGAAAAGGAGGCUCCUCUGAGAAGCUACACUUAACUUUUGUUAUGAGGAAUUUCGAUGUGUUUUGAAAAGGCUUCUGGAGCUUUGUAGGCAAUUAAACAGGUAAAAUUAUUGGUGGGGGAUUAGUGCCCUGUUUAGGGGUUGGUACACAAGCUUUUUGGUUGCUGAUUUUGUUAAAUCUAGUUCUUGUUCCCUCACAUCUUCGGGGUUUGUGGUUUGUUUUUGGGUUGGUUGGUUGUGUUUGUGACUGAUGUUCCUGAUGGUUAGGGUUAUGAUGACUAGUGUUAAAGUUUCUUUAAGAGUUAAACCAGGUUUAGUUAAUGAAAUUGAACACCAUAG